CUGCCGACGAUACGGGCCCAGUGUAGCAGCGUCGGAAGCAAGAGUAUGGCGUCGAACAAUCUGAGCGCUAUUCUCCACGGCAAGAAUGAUCUUCGUCUUGAGCAGAGGCCGAUCCCAGAACCCGGAGAAAACGAGGUUCUGCUGCGUAUGGCGUGCGUCGGCAUCUGCGGCUCCGACGUCCACUACCUGACACACGGCAGGAUCGGCGACAACGCGGUCGAAGUGCCCAUGACGAUCGGCCACGAAGCUUCAGGGGUCGUCGCCAAAGUGGGGCCCGGAGUAAAGCAUCUCAAAGUGGGUGACCGAGUCGCCAUAGAGCCUGGUGUUCCGUGCCGCAAAUGCGACUUCUGUAAACAAGGCACCUACCACCUGUGUCCGGACAUCUUCUUCUGUGGUACUCCGCCUCAUAACGGAAAUCUCUCUCAGUACUACAAACACGCAGCUGAUUUCUGUUACAAGCUUCCAGACCACGUGUCUCUGGAGGAAGGCGCCCUGCUGGAGCCGCUGUCGGUGGGAGUGCACGCUUGUCGCAGGGCUGGAGUAACACUCGGCUCCACGGUCCUCGUCCUGGGAGCAGGGCCCAUUGGACUCGUCACUCUCAUAGCAGCCAAGGCAAUGGGAGCGGCGAAGGUACUCAUAACAGAUAUAAAUUCUCAUCGCCUGGAAGUAUCUAAGAAGUUUGGUGCUGACUACACAUUGCGGGUGUCUAAGGGUAUAGACGAGAAGCAGGUGGCCAACGAAAUACGAUCUAUUUUGGGAGUGGCUCCUGACGUCAGCAUUGAUUGCUGCGGCAUGGAAUCCACUGUGAUACUUGGACUGCAGGCGACGCGACAAAAUGGCGUAGUGGUGGUCGUGGGGUUGGCGGAGACGCACGCCCGCAUACCACUCAGGCCUCUCUUCUACGAGAUAGACUUACGUGGCAUCUUCCGCUACUGCAACGAAUAUCCCAUGGCCUUAGAGCUUGUCGCAUCGGGGAAAACAAAUGUCAAAGGUCUGAUUACACACAACUUCAGCAUGAAGGACACCUUGAAAGCCUUCUCGACUGCCGUUUCUGGGGAAGGAAACCCUAUCAAAAUCAUGAUCCAUUGCAACAAAGAUUAGAGCAAAAUCUCAGCAUUCAAAGUCUACAAUCUAAUUUUAAGGAAAACGUAGUAUUAGUUAUGGACAUGAAACAUUAUGAGUAACUAAUCUUAAGAAUUCGACAUGUAGUGCAUCGUCAUUUGUGAUUAUAGUAUUUGAUUCCAUGAAUAUCGUGUCGUAAUGUUAAAGAUGUUUUCUCAUUACUUAUAAUUUGCAGUGUUACUUCCCCAAUCCGGGCUAACAUAUAAUUGAACAAACGCCACGGAAUCCAA
Schistocerca gregaria is the source of this 1352-nucleotide messenger RNA. Its product is annotated as sorbitol dehydrogenase-like. The record is from RefSeq and is a predicted model, not a curated record. NCBI's taxonomy places the organism in Eukaryota, Metazoa, Arthropoda, Insecta, Orthoptera, Acrididae. The transcript has 8 exons. The coding region runs from base 46 to 1101 and encodes 351 amino acids. Gene Ontology annotation, molecular function: zinc ion binding; L-iditol 2-dehydrogenase (NAD+) activity. Gene Ontology annotation, biological process: D-sorbitol catabolic process.